Lycium ferocissimum is the source of this 1325-nucleotide messenger RNA. RefSeq names its product transcription factor VIP1-like. The record is from RefSeq and is a predicted model, not a curated record. Bases 129 to 1091 code for a protein of 320 amino acids. Gene Ontology annotation, cellular component: nucleus. The transcript is spliced from 4 exons. Lineage: Eukaryota; Viridiplantae; Streptophyta; Magnoliopsida; Solanales; Solanaceae. Gene Ontology annotation, molecular function: DNA-binding transcription factor activity. Gene Ontology annotation, biological process: regulation of DNA-templated transcription.
UGCUUAUUCUUGUUCGUUGGUUCUACUCCCAACCCCUGGGUCCCACCCUUUUUCUUCUUUCCUCUUUAGGUUUCGUUGUUCACCUGCGAACCACCUUCAUCGAUUUACUAUUUUCGGGUUCCUUUAAAAUGGACCCUCAGUUCACCGGAAAGCCCAUUCAGGCCCAAUUCUACUCAACUCAAACCGACUUAGAGCAGAUGCAGGACACCCCUACACGUGGGUCCCGCCAUCGUCGAGCCCAAUCCGAAACCUUUUUCCGUUUCCCAGACUUCGAUGACGACGACAUGCUCUUAGACAACUUUAACAUUCAACCCCCUUCUUCACUUAUACAGCCUUCCAAUUCACCCGAUUAUUCUUCAUCUGCUGGGCCGCCGUCGGAUAACCCGGCCCAUUACCGGAGUCUAUCUGUUGAUGCUGAUUUUUUUGAUGGACUGGACUUUGGUGCUGGUGGUGGUGCUGAGAAGAGGGUGAUGACUGGUUCUGGUGGGACACGUCAUAGGCAUAGUAAUUCAAUGGAUGGCUCUUUUGAUACGACCUCGUCGUUUGAGUCUGAUUCGCUUUCGGUUAAGAAAGCUAUGGCUCCUGAUAGGCUUGCUGAGCUGUCACUUAUUGAUCCCAAGAGAGCUAAAAGGAUUCUAGCAAACAGACAAUCUGCUGCACGUUCUAAGGAGCGAAAAACUCGCUAUACUGGUGAGCUAGAGAGGAAAGUGCAGACUCUGCAGACUGAAGCCACCACUCUAUCUGCUCAGAUCACAGUUCUACAGAGAGAUACCUCUGGAUUAACUGCUGAAAACAAAGAACUCAAAUUUCGGUUGCAAGCUUUGGAACAACAAGCACAUCUUCGAGAUGCUCUAAAUGAAACUUUGAGGGAAGAAGUGCAGCGGCUUAAGAUUGAAGCAGGCCAAAUUCCAGCUGCGCAUGGAAAUAGAGGAAUGCGUUCUCAUUUACCUCCCCAACCGCAGUCCUUCGUUCAAUGUGGUAAUCACCAUGCACAACACCAGCAACAGCACAUUCCGCGUUCAACUGCUAGCACCCAAACUGUCCCGGGACAGUCUCAAAAUAGCUUCUUCAACUUCAACGGCAGGGCAUGAAUGUCUCAAAGGUGAACUGGUCUGGUUGGUAAUUUGGCAAGUGAGGGCCUUGUAAAUAUUGAUAUAUGUAGAUGUGUAGUUUGUUAAAGGCUAUUGAACGAGUGUUGUUCAGCUCAUUAGUUUGUAACUUAUCAAUAUUUGCUAUAUCUUGUUGAACAUCAAAUAUUUAAAAUUAUCAGAAUGUAUUCUUUCGAUAAUAUCGUGGUAUGGUGAUGUUGGAAGAUUUCACAACUA